AUGAAGAACUUCGCUACCGUUGCGGCGUUCGCUGCUGGUGCGAAUGCCCUUAUUGGCAGGAGUAACAGUUGUUGCUUUCACCUGACUGCAUCCGGAGGCGCUUCUGGGACUGUCGGACAGCUUGAUGACGGACAGAACCGCAUCCAUGGUGGACUGGGGGAAGCAGAGUUCUGUAUCGACUCCAAUGGUGCUCUCACUGAUGGAAACGGUCGUGGAUGCAUUAUUACUGGUCCAACUACACAAUUCCAGUGCGAUGAAGGGGCCACUCCCGUGACUGGUUGGUCUAUCGACUCUCAGGGCCAAGUCUCGUACAAUGGUGAUGCGGAUUUCGUUGCAUGCGCGACUGGCCAGAAUGGCGGGUUGAAUAUCUAUACCACAGAGAGCUCUGAUGUGACUGGAUGCCAGGAUAUCAAGUUGUCUGCCGAUUCUUGCUCUAGCUCUGCUUCUAGCUCUAGCUCAGUCGCCGUCCCUGGCUCUAGCACUCCUAUCCCUGGCUCAUCAUCUAGUACUUCUGUACCUGUUGUGCCUGGUCCAUCAUCUAGCGCCCCGGUUCCUGGAUCCAGUGGAUCUGUUGUCACCAUUCACACGACUGUGACCUCGACUUACUGCCCCGAGUCAUCGACUGUGCCUGGUAUUCCCGGCACCCCGGGCACUCCUGGUACUCCGGGCACUCCAGGUGUUCCUGGAACUUCUGCUACCCCCGGAGUUCCCGGAGUUCCCGGUACCUCUGGUGUUCCUGGAACGUCUGGUACUCCCGGUGUCCCUGGCACAUCUAGUGUUCCGGUCAUUCCUGGCACAUCUGGCACCCCUGGUGUCCCUGGAACUUCGAGUGGCCAGCCCUCCCAGACUGUGACUAGUGCUCAGCCGUCUGGUACUUCCACUGCGGGUGGGAGUUGCCCCAUGGAUCUCUCUGGCGAAUAUGAAUAUCCUCACUUGAUCAUCCCUAUCGACUCUACCUCACCCGAUACGGCUGCUGGCACGUCUUUCAAUGGCACCAUCUCGUCCACCGUCUCGACCAUUUUCAAUUUUGACAUCCCCUCCUCUGACGCUGGAAAGACGUGCAGCCUUGUCUUCCUCUUCCCCAAGAAGGAAGAUCUUGAGACCUCGUCUUACUCCUUCAGCGGCGACGGCAAGGUUGACUUCUCUUCCCUCCAAUCCGCUGCCACCCAGUCUACCACCUACAACAACGCCCCGGCAGUGAAGGAAGACUAUGGGGACUUUACUAUCUCUCCCGGUAAUUCCUACCUCAUCUCCACCUUUGAGUGCCCGGCUGGCCAGGCCGUCGGCUACGAAAUGAAGAACUCUGGCAGCACCGAACUGAAUUUCUUUGAGGACUACAACCCAUCCCCUCUCGGUCUGUACAUCACUGUCUGCUAG
Aspergillus nomiae NRRL 13137 is the source of this 1377-nucleotide messenger RNA. RefSeq names its product putative GPI anchored cell wall protein. The transcript is spliced from 3 exons. Bases 1 to 1377 code for a protein of 458 amino acids. NCBI's taxonomy places the organism in Eukaryota, Fungi, Ascomycota, Eurotiomycetes, Eurotiales, Aspergillaceae. The record is from RefSeq and is a predicted model, not a curated record.